Messenger RNA from Thermothelomyces thermophilus ATCC 42464, 6990 nucleotides. RefSeq lists its product as uncharacterized. Gene Ontology annotation, biological process: fatty acid biosynthetic process; secondary metabolite biosynthetic process. Bases 30 to 6734 code for a protein of 2234 amino acids. NCBI's taxonomy places the organism in Eukaryota, Fungi, Ascomycota, Sordariomycetes, Sordariales, Chaetomiaceae. Gene Ontology annotation, molecular function: fatty acid synthase activity; phosphopantetheine binding; 3-oxoacyl-[acyl-carrier-protein] synthase activity. The transcript has 3 exons. The record is from RefSeq and is a predicted model, not a curated record.
UCCUGGCUCACUUCUUCCGCAAGCCCGCCAUGGACCAGGGCCACCUGGCGAAGGCCUUCUUGCUUCAGGCCUUUCAUCAUCUGAAGAAACUCAUCGACAAGAUGCCCCCGGCCGAGAGAGCAAUGUUGCCCGAAUUUAGGACACUGCAGCAACUCAAUGAGCGAUACCACAGUGCCACGCUGAAGCACGCAGGCAUCGACGCAGCUUUGCUGGCAAUGGCUCAGAUCGUGCACUAUAUCAAUCACUCUGAAAAACACUGCGAGGACAUCACACAGCCUCACCAGACCUUUCUCAUUGGACUUUGCUCCGGGCUUUGGGCGUCAUCCGCUAUAUCGGUGUCACCGUCGUUGCCGGACCUCGUCCAUGUAGGGGUUCAAUUUGUCCUAUUCGCUUUCAAGACGGGCACAUACGUCCACUCGGUUUCGCAACAGUUGAGCCCGGCAUUCGACCGGUCGGAGUGCUGGACGUACGUCUUCUCCGGGCUGGAGCAGGACGAUGUCGUAGCCAGGCUAGAUGCCUUCAACCGCGUGUGUAACAUCCCGCCCGCUUGUCGCGCAUACGUGAGUGCGGUAUCCGAGUACAACAUUGCAAUAUCCGGACCGCCCAGCACUCUAGACACGCUGGUCAAGAACGAGAUCUUGCCAGCGGAACCGGUCUCCAUCCCCGUCCAUGGUCCCUACCACGCGCCGCACCUGCACGCCGAGGUAGACGUCAAGGCUUUGCUAGACCUGGAUAAGCCAGAGACGCGGGACGCACUGUACAUGACAAGUCCUCGGUCACCCAUCAUGAACUGCGGCGCCGGAACGUGGUUUACCGAGACGGACACGCUGUCGCUCGUGGCCGCGGUUGCCACUACCAUCCUGAAAGAGACAUUGGACUUUACCAAGGUGCUUAAGGGCUGUGUCGAAGCUGCUCGCGAAUUUAAAUUCGAAGACAGGAGAUGUCUCAUCCUCCCCCUCGGUCCGACUCAGAACGCGGGAACGCUGAAGAAACUCCUCGAAGAGGAAGCAAAGUUGAAGGUGAAGACUCGCAUGCCGCCGCCCUACUCACCAGAGAGUACGGCAUCCACGGUAGGAAACCAGGGCUCGAUUGGGAGACCCAAACUUGCCAUCGUCGGCAUGGCCGGCCGCUUCCCCGAUGCCCCCAGCCACGAGGCGCUUUGGCGAUUGCUGGAACAGGGUCUCGACGUGCACCGUGAGGUCCCCCCCGAUCGCUUCGAUGUGAAGACGCACUUCGACCCGACCGGCCAGAAGGACAACACGAGCCACACCCCGUACGGUUGUUGGAUUCCGGAGCCGGGCCUCUUCGACCCCCGGUUCUUCAGCAUGUCGCCUCGCGAGGCCGCCCAGACCGACCCGAUGCAGCGGAUGGCGCUGACGACCGCAUACGAGGCACUGGAGAUGUCAGGCUACGUCCCCAACAGGACCCCCUCAACGAGGCUUGACCGGAUCGGAACGUUUUAUGGCCAGACGUCCGACGACUGGCGCGAAAUCAAUGCGGCACAGACGAUUGACACGUAUUUCAUCACGGGCGGCGUUCGCGCCUUUGGGCCUGGCCGGAUCAAUUACCAUUUCGGAUUCAGCGGACCCAGUCUCAAUAUCGAUACCGCUUGCUCUUCCAGCGCGGCAGCGAUGCAGGUGGCUUGCACGGCUCUCUGGGCCGGGGACUGCGACACGGCCGUUGUUGGCGGCCUGUCGUGCAUGACGAACCCGGACAUCUUUUCCGGACUCAGUCGAGGCCAGUUCCUCUCCAAGAACGGGCCGUGUUCCACCUUCGACAAUAAGGCUGAUGGCUACUGCCGUGCCGAUGGCUGCGCCUCUGUCGUCGUCAAGCGUUUAGAUGAUGCAUUGGCCGACAACGACCGGAUUCUUGGUGUCAUCCUCGGCACCGCCACGAAUCACUCGGCAGACGCCAUCUCCAUCACUCACCCGCAUGGCCCAACGCAGGCCAUCUUGUCAACCACUGUUCUAGACGAGGCUGGCGUCGAUCCUCAUGAUGUCGACUACGUCGAGAUGCACGGAACCGGUACGCAGGCAGGGGAUGGCACCGAGAUGCGGUCAGUCACCGAUGUCUUUGCCCCUGCAGACCGCCCAAGGCCCCACGACAGGCCGCUGUUCUUGGGUUCGGUCAAGGCAAACGUCGGACACGGAGAGGCCGCCUCCGGCGUUACCGCGCUCAUCAAGGUCCUCUUGAUGCUCGAAAAGAACCUCAUUCCGCGUCACGUUGGUAUCAAGCCAAACAGCAUCAUUAACCAGACCUUCCCCAAGGAUCUCUCGGAACGAGGCGUCAACAUCGCAUUCCACACGACGCCCUUCAAGAGGAGAGACGGCAAGCCGAGGCGCGUCUUCGUCAACAACUUCAGCGCUGCGGGUGGUAACACCGGGAUUCUGGUAGAAGACCCUCCGAAGCCUCCGCCGGCUAAGCCUGAUCCUCGCAGUCACCACAUCGUCACGUUGACCGGGAAGGCCAGGGCUUCCUUGCUGAUGAACGCCGAGCGGCUCCUGCGCUGGAUGGAACAGCACCCGGAAACGCCUGUCUCGCACAUAUCAUACAGCACGACGGCGAGAAAGAUGCAGCAUUAUUGGCGAAUAAGCGUGACAGGUUCCGAGAUUGGAGACAUCCAGAAGGCAAUUCAGAACGCCCUUGGCGAGGGCAACUUUUCGCCUGUCAAAGCCGAGCAGCCUAAAGUCGUCCUGAUGUUCACUGGUCAAGGCACGUUCUAUGCCGCGCUGGGCAAGGAAUUUUAUCGGAACCACUCGGUGUUCCGCAGGAGCAUUGACGGCUUUGUUAAGUUGGCUCGCAUGCAGAACUUUCCAUCUUUCCUUGGGCUCAUCGACGGCAGCGAGCCAGACGUGUCUCGGCUGUCGGCGGUUGAGCUGCAGCUUGGUUUGGUAUGCUUCCAGAUGGCGCUCGCCCGACUGUGGAUGUCGUGGGGGAUCAAUCCCGCCGCCGUCGUGGGCCAUAGCCUUGGAGAAUAUGCCGCUCUCGAGAUCGCCGGCGUGCUCUCCGCCAGCGAUGUCAUCUACCUCGUCGGUUCUCGUGCGCAACUGCUCGAAAAGGCAUGCGAACCCGGCACCCACGGCAUGCUCGCCGUCACGGGUGCACACGACGCCAUCAUGGAGGCCAUGGGUCGGCGGGCCCUUGGGCUCAAUGUGGCCUGCAUCAACGGGCCCCGUGAGACUGUCCUUAGCGGUCCGGUUGCCAAGACGUUGGAGGUUGCGUCGUUCCUGUCCCCUCGCGGCUUCAGGAGCACUCCGUUGAAAGUAGCCUAUGCUUUCCACUCCCCACAGGUGGAGGUCAUCAUGGAUGACUUUGAGAAACUCGCGCAAGGAGUCACGUAUAAUGUUCCCAAAGUCCCCGUCAUCUCGACGGCCCGUGGAAAGGUGAUUGUGGCCGACGAAUUUGACGCCAGGUAUCUCCGCGAGCAUUCACGCAACACCGUCGAUAUGCUCGGCGGGCUCGUUGAUGCUCAGAGGAACGGCACUAUUGAUGCCGAAACUGUCUGGCUCGAGAUCGGCGCUCACCCCGUUCUUACGACCAUGGUCAGGGCUACCUUUGGCACCACUACGGUGGCAGUCCCUACCCUGCGCCGUGAUGAACCGUGCUACAAGACGGUGACGGAGAGCAUUUCCACGCUUCAUAGCCAGGGUGUCGACUUAGACUUCAACGAGUAUCACCGCGAAUUUUCCGACUCUGUGCGCCUCCUGGAUUUGCCCAGCUACGCUUUCGACGAACGUAACUACUGGAUCCAAUACACGGGCGAUUGGUGCCUGAUCAAGCACAGAACAGCGGCGGCCAGCGAGUCGGAGUCGAAGCCUCGAUGGCCGACCAUUUCCACGACUUCGGUACAGAAAGUCGUCAAGGUAGAAGUCGACGGCGACGUGGCCACGGUGGAAAUUGAGUCCGACCUCCACCAGGAGCAGCUCCGGAAUGCCGUAUCUGGCCAUCGGGUCAACGGGGCCCCGCUGUGCCCAUCAUCUCUCUAUGGCGAUAUGGCCAUGACCGUGUGCGACUAUGCCUACAAGCUGCUGCGUCCCGAGAGUCGAGACAUCGGCUGUAACGUCUCAAACAUGGAGGUCCCCAAGACGCUCAUUCUUGAUGAAACAGCUAAAAGUCACAUCCUCCGCCUGACGGUGACGGCCAAUGCAAAACUCGGCUUCGCCGACUUGACCUGGCACACGGGCGACGGCAAGAGGAAGAUCAACCAUGCCCACUGCAAAGUGUACUACGGCAACCGUGAUGACUGGCAGAGCGAGUUUGACAGAGCCGCCUAUCUCGUCAAGUCCCGAAUUGACUUCCUUCAGGAGGCUGAGAAGAGGGGGAAAGCGUCAAAGGUUGGCCGUGGCCUGGCCUACAAGCUCUUCUCCGCCUUGGUCGACUACGCCCCGCGUUAUCGGGGCAUGGAGGAGGUUACCCUUGACAGUGCCACUUGCGAGGCGACUGCCAGGAUUCGCUUCCAGACAACGGAGCAGGAUGGUACCUUCUACUUCAGUCCCUACCACAUUGACAGCGUCUGUCACAUCUCUGGUUUCAUCAUCAACGGCACCGACGCCGUGGAUUCCCGCGAACAGGUCUUUAUUUCUCACGGCUGGGGCUCCAUGAGGUUCACCGAGAUUCCGGACGCCAACAAGGAGUAUCGCAGCUAUAUCCGCAUGCAGAAGAUGAAGGAUAGCAAGAUGAUGGCCGGCGACGCCUAUGUCUUCGACGGCGACAAGAUCAUCGGCAUGACGGGCGACAUCAAGUUCCAAUGCAUUCCGCGCCAUGUCCUCAACACGGUGCUUCCCCCACGAGGCGCACAAGCGGUUCGGACCCCUGCUGCUGCUGCUGCUGCUGCUGCUGCUGCCCGACCGCCCACCACGACCGCCGCGCCAAGCAAGCAGACAAGCAAGGAACCAAGCAAGUCACCAACCAAGCCGCCAAACAAGUCUGCGGCCACCAAGACGAAGAAGAAGGAGAAGACUGUGACACCCUCUAACAUACGUACGGUGGACCAGAAUCUGAAGAGCGUGGUCACGGCAGUCAUGGACAUCCUUGUCCGGGAGUUGGGCUGCAGCCCUGACGAGCUUGCUGACAACGUUUCCUUCAAUGAUCUCGGCGUUGAUUCCCUAAUGGGCUUGACGGUUACUGGCAAGUUCCGUGAAGAGUUGUCUUUGGACGAUAUUGACUCGGACGUCUUCCUUGAACACACCACUAUUGGCGCGUUCAAGCAGUACCUGGCGAGAUUCGAGUCUCGGCCGGGUCGCCAGGAAAGCGUGCCGUCUCGAGGCUCAGAAGUGUCGCCGGACGACGAGUCCCCUGAGCUUGACUCAGAUUCGGACGUAACGACGCCGCCCGACGACAGCGAAACCCAUUCAUCCAAGGCCGGCGAACCGGCCGAAGCCCCUUCAGCUGACGAGGGUGCAAAACUGCGGGACACACUUCGCCGGGCCAUUGCCGAGGAAGCAAAGGUUGAAGUCGAAGAAGUCCUUGCCGUGCGGGAUCUGCCCAGUCUUGGCGUCGAUUCUAUCAUGGGUCUGGCUAUCGUUGGCCGUGUUCUCGAGGAGAUUGGUGUCGCUCUGGAGAAAGACCUCUUCCUCACGAACACAACGCUCAAAGAGAUAGAACGCGCCCUCGGUAUUGAGGACUUGCCCAAGAAGUCUUCCAAAGCCAAACAGGAACCGAAGCAACAACAACACGAACAGGCACCACCCAGGAAGGAAGCCAGGCAGGAGCCCAAGCAAGAAUCCAAGAAGGAAACGAAAGAGGAACCCAAGCAGGAGCCUAAGAAGGAAAACAAGAAGGGACCUGAAGAGGAGUCCAAGCAAGCCGAGAAGUCUCGGAGACAGACCGAGGAAUCUUCAAAAACGGGCCCUCCUGUCAAGCAGCAUCCGAGGAUUGGUUUGGAGGAACCCGCCCCUCCAAAACCUCCUAGGCCCACAGAAAUCAUGGACGAUUAUCCACAACGCACGGCCAGAUCUGUCCUUCUGUCUGGGACAUCAAAGUGUUCCAAGCAGCUGUUCAUGAUUCCGGACGGCAGCGGCUCCGCCACAUCGUACACGGAGAUUGCCAAGGUUGGGGGUGAUUGGCGUGUCUGGGGCCUCUUCUCUCCCUUCAUGAAGACACCCGAGGAGUAUGUCUGCGGAGUGUACGGCAUGGCGGCAAAAUUCAUCACCGAGAUGAAACGUCGCCAGCCCUCCGGCCCAUAUUCUGUUGCGGGGUGGAGCGCCGGCGGCGUCAUUGCGUAUGAGAUGGUGUAUCAAUUAACCACGUCCGGCGAGGAGGUAGAGAACCUUAUUCUCAUCGAUGCCCCCGCCCCGGUCACUAUCGAACCGCUUCCUCAAGGCCUUCACGCAUGGUUCGCUUCGAUCGGACUGCUUGGCGAAGAUUCUGGGAAAGAUGGGGGUGAGAAGAAGGUACCGGAGUGGCUUCUUCCCCAUUUUGCCGCCUCCAUCACGGCCCUGAGCAAUUACUAUGCCGAUCCCAUCCCGAAGGACAGGAGCCCCAAGACCAUGGCCAUCUGGUGUGAGGACGGCGUGUGCCACCUGCCCACGGACCCCCGACCGGAGCCGUAUCCGAAGGGCCACGCCCUCUUUCUUCUGGAUAACCGCACCGACUUUGGACCGAACCGAUGGGACGAGUAUCUGGACGUGAACAAGUUGAAGCUCAGACACAUGCCUGGGAAUCAUUUCACCAUGAUUCACGGGGAGCUGGUAUGCCUUUCCCAAGAUCAUCACUUGAGGAUGCUGCGAUGUUAACUCACAGGAACGCAGGCCAAGCAACUGGAAGGCUUCAUCAGGGAGGCCCUUAUAGACGAAAGCUGCGACUGACCGUCUCGGCCCCUGUCCUCUUAGCAGCGAACCCGGAAGGGUGCAGACUGAAGCGUGUGUUUUAUAGUUAUUGUUACAUCGUAUAUUUGAUAUACAACUAUAUUCUUCAGUGCUGGGCAAUAUGGUCAGAGAUGGAAAAGUGCUACGUCGUCUUAGGCUUUGGUAAUGGGUGCUAGAGUACAAG